This is a messenger RNA of Neofelis nebulosa (Clouded leopard), 4695 nucleotides long. RefSeq names its product myocardin related transcription factor B (gene MRTFB). The record is from RefSeq and is a predicted model, not a curated record. NCBI's taxonomy places the organism in Eukaryota, Metazoa, Chordata, Mammalia, Carnivora, Felidae. The transcript is spliced from 17 exons. Gene Ontology annotation, biological process: smooth muscle cell differentiation. Bases 120 to 3470 code for a protein of 1116 amino acids.
GCGAGAUCGCGCGCGGUGGCGGCAGCGGCGGCGGCGGCGGCAGCGGCGGCCCUGGAGUCUCUUCAGCAGGCCGCAUUUAAGAGAGGUCUCGUACACCUUUUGCCGGUGGCUGGAGCACGAUGGAUCCCCCAGGGGCACUGGACGCGGAGGAUGAAGUGGGGCCGUUAGCCCAUCUUGCCCCAAGUCCUCAAAGCGAAGCUGUUGCCCAUGAAUUCCAGGAGCUGUCCCUGCAGCCCAGCCAGCACCUGCCCCCGCUGAACGAGAGGAAGAACGGAAGUGUAGUCUUUUGGGAGUCAGGACUCCAGUGUCCUCUGCUGACUCAGUCUGUGAGCAUGGUGCUCCAGCUGAGGCUCCAACAGAGGAGGACGAGAGAACAGCUGGUGGACCAGGGCAUCAUGCCACCUUUGAAGAGCCCAGCUGCAUUCCAUGAGCAGAUAAAAAGCUUGGAACGAGCCAGAACUGAAAACUUUUUGAAGCAUAAGAUUCGGAGCCGACCAGAUCGUUCUGAACUUGUCAGGAUGCACAUUUUAGAAGAAACAUUUGCAGAACCAUCCCUGCAGGCUACUCAGAUGAAGUUGAAAAGAGCUCGACUAGCGGAUGAUCUGAAUGAAAAGAUUGCUCAAAGACCUGGUCCUAUGGAGCUGGUAGAGAAAAACAUCCUUCCUGUAGACUCCAGUGUUAAGGAAGCAAUUAUAGGCGUUGGGAAGGAGGACUAUCCUCAAACUCAGGGCGAUUUCUCAUUUGACGAAGACAGCAGUGAUGCUCUGUCUCCAGACCAGCCAGCCAGCCAGGACUCGCAGGGGUCCGCCGCUUCCCCGACUGAGGCAAAAGUUAGUGAAUCGCCGUCUCCCGUGACUACAAGCACUCCGACCCAGCAGUUUACUUCAGUGUCCCCAGCAGUUCCUGAAUUCUUGAAAACUCCUGCUCCGGAUCAGCCCCCGACCAGGUCCCCCGCUCCUGUUCUCCCCACAAACACCGUGUCCUCAGCAAAGCCUGGCCCGUCGCUGGUGAAGCAAAGCCAUCCCAAGAACCCUAACGACAAACACCGGGGCAAGAAGGGCAAAGAUCCCAAGCCGCGGGUGAAGAAACUCAAGUACCACCAGUACAUCCCGCCCGACCAGAAGGGGGAGAAGAGCGAGCCCCAGAUGGACUCCAACUACGCCCGCCUCCUCCAGCAGCAGCAGCUGUUCCUGCAGCUCCAGAUCCUGAGCCAGCAGCAGCAGCACUACAACUACCAGACCAUCCUGCCCGCGCCGCUCAAGCCACUCAAUGACAAAAAUAACAACAGUGGGAAUUCAGCUCUGAACAGCACCACGCCUAAUACACCAAGACAGAAUCCAUCUGCUUCCGUGAGAAAGCCGGGGCCCCUGCCUUCUAGCCUGGAUGACUUAAAGGUGUCGGAACUGAAGACGGAGCUGAAGUUACGGGGUCUUCCGGUGUCGGGCACCAAACCGGACCUCAUCGAACGCCUGAAGCCCUACCAGGAAGUGAACAGCAGCGCUGUUGCUGCCAGCGGCGUCCUGGCGGUGCCAGCGUCUGCCAUCGUCGCCAGCAACCCAGAAGUCACCGUGGCACUGCCGGUGACAACGCUGCACAACUCCGUGACGAGCUCGGGCCCCUCUUUCAAGGCAGAGUUGCCGCCUGCCGGAAGCAGCAACGUCGCCCACGCCGAGAGCGUCAGCUCCCCCCUGCCCAUCUCGCCUUCCCCCUCCGAGCAGUCCAGUCUCGGGACCGAGGACACAAGCAUGGCAGACACGUUCACCGAGAUCAUGACCAUGAUGUCUCCCGCGCAGUUCCUGUGCUCGUCGCCGCUGAGAGUGACGGGCAGCGAGGACAGCCCAAGUCCCGCCAGCAGCACGCUGUCGAGUCUGGAACUGGACGCGGCCGAGAAGGACCGCAAGCUGCAGGAGAAAGAGAAGCAGAUCGAGGAGCUAAAGAGGAAACUGGAACAGGAGCAGAAGCUCGUGGAAGUUCUGAAAAUGCAGCUUGAGGUUGAAAAGCGAGGGCAGCGGCAGCAGCAGCCGCUGGAACCCCAGCCCGGCGCCGCGGCCAGCUCGGCCGGCAAGUUAGAUCCGAAGCAUGGCGGCGUGGGCUCCCCUGUCAAGGACGAGACCGCGCUGCCCGACUGCUCCAGCCCCAGGCGGCCUGGCCCGCUGGCCAGCCAUCCCGUGGGCCAGCCCGUCUCGGCGGGCGGCCAGACCCUGGUUGCCAAAAAGGCCGUAGUGAUCAAGCAGGAGGUCCCCGUGGCCCAGGCCGAGCAGCAGAGCGUCGUCCCGCAGUUUUACGUGAGUUCCCAGGGACAGCCACCGCCUGCCGUUGUCGCUCAGCCUCAGGCUUUACUGACCACACAAACCGCUCAGCUGCUGCUGCCGCUGUCCAUCCAGGGCUCCAAUGUCACCUCAGUGCAACUCCCAGUAGGCAGCCUCAGACUCCAGACUCCACCACAAGCAGGAAUCCAGACUCAGACUCAGCCGCAGACAGCAGCCACCACCCUGUCCUCAGGCUUAGCCCAGACCGUACCUCAGAAGCAAGAAGCUUUCACGCCACAUGUGCUCAGUCAGCCUCAGCAAGUUAGAAAGGGUUUCACGAACUCGGCAUCAAAUUCGGUUCUUCCGUAUGAGAGACCACCUGCUCCAGCGGUCCGGCAGCCCUUUGUGAACAAGACCUCCGCCAGUGUUCUUCAGUCCAGAAGCGCACCACUUGCCUCCCUGCAGAAUGGACCUACCGCUUCCAACAAGCCUAGUUCGCCCCCUCCACCCCAGCAGUGCGCCGUCCAGCACUCCCUGUUUGGGAACCCGGUCCCCAAGACAAAAGACCCUCCCCGCUACGAGGAGGCCAUCAAGCAGACACGUGGCGCCCCGUCCUCCCUUCCAGAGAUUUCCAGUGCACACAGUCAGCAGAUGGACGACCUCUUUGAUAUCCUUAUCAAGAGUGGAGAGAUUUCCCUCCCUAUAAAAGAAGAGCCUUCUCCCAUUUCCAAAAUGAGACCAGUGACAGCCAGCAUCACCACAAUGCCAGUCAACACGGUGGUGUCCCGGCCCCCGCCCCAAGUCCAAAUGGCACCACCCGUCUCCUUAGAACCCCUGAGCAGUUUAUCUGCCAGCUUAGAGAACCAGCUAGAAGCUUUCUUGGAUGGAACUUUACCUUCGGCCAACGAAAUUGUUCCCCUGCAAAGCAGCAGUGAAGACAGAGAGCCCUUCUCUCUGAUCGAGGACCUCCAGAAUGACUUGCUGAGUCACUCAAGUGUGCUGGACCAUUCACACUCACCCAUGGAGACUGCUGAAGCCCAGUUUGCUGCAAGUACCCCCUGUCUGUCACUUGACCUCUCUGACUCAAACUUAGACAACAUGGAGUGGCUGGACAUUACCAUGCCCAACACGUCGGGACUCACUCCCCUCAGCACCACCGCUCCCAGCAUGUUCUCCACUGACUUUCUAGAUCCACAAGACCUGCCGUUGCCAUGGGACUAACAUCACAGAUUUCUCGUCCGAGUUCCUGACAUCUAAGAAGAUGAAGAUCGUUCUGAAGAGGGCAGUUUUUAGAGACAGAUCCAUAGCGGCGUUGUUGCAAAUAAAAUAUGUUGUCAUAGAAAGGGUGGCUAGAUGGUCACAGCCUGGAAACCAAGUGUGAAAACAUGUCAUUGCAUCCGGCGGUGAAUUUCUACAAUUUAACAUAGCACGGGGCCUUCUGAAAAAAAUCACUGGUCAAAGAAGACUCAUUCGUUUUUCCAGACUUCAGUAAAGAAUGCAGAGUACCUUUAGAUAAAGACAUGACAGAGAGUGACGUGUGCAGGAUAACUACAUGAGGGUUCUCCGUCAACUACAUUUAAACCUCUGUGGUCGCUUUAAGACCCCAAAUAGAAGGCAGACGGCUCCACUCACAAGAGGAUGCCAGUUGAGGGAGGGGAGAGGUCCCUGCACGUGGUGUUUCCUAGAAAUGGCCUGAGCCUGGUCAGGCAGCACAGGCAGUGGAGAGAGAGCGCCAGCCAGUUCCGGGACAGCUUCCAGCUGAAGAUUUUCGGUUCCAUUCAGAAACCAACAUAAUUUUUUCUGUGUCGUAGUUUAUUUUGUGGUUUGGGGAAUCUUACUUUAGAUUCCCAAAUUUCAAUUCAAAUGGAUGAUCUUUCACCAUCACCAGACAAUGUAAAAAAGAAAAAAAAAAAAACGGUCAUAAACCACUGUACAAAGUCCACAUAUAAUGAAUGAGAACACUGAAAAUUCUAUUAGCAACCCUCAGGGUUGAUUAGAUUGAUUUUCAUGUGUAUAUUAGACACUUGUAUGUACACUCUCACAUGUGGUAUGUACAGCCUACACUGGGGUAAGGGAUUGGGUAGCCAGCGGUUCUACUUGUUUUAAUAACUCGAAUAUUUCUAGAGUACUUGAGCCAUGUGUAUUUCUGUAUUUAAAGAAAAGCUGACUGAUUUCAGGUAACCAGACCCAUCUCAAAGAACCCAGGAGGCUCCAGUGUGAACGGUCCUCCUGAGCUGGUGAGUUGCAAAGAGAGGGCAGGGGAGAAGGCUGUCGUCAGCCAGGACAUUCCUGCAGCGGCUCGGAGUUAGACUCUCACCAGGCUGGCCGCCAGCCCCCAGCUCUGGCCGCCUCUCCUGUCGCUUUUCCCUGUCAUUUUAUAGGCUUGUAACUGGAUGUCAUACCCGAGUUCUCGCUAUAUUAUCAGGCCGAAGAUUGAAAAACUGGA